Messenger RNA from Athene cunicularia (burrowing owl), 3939 nucleotides. It is a transcript of the gene D2HGDH, whose product is annotated as D-2-hydroxyglutarate dehydrogenase. The transcript has 9 exons. NCBI's taxonomy places the organism in Eukaryota, Metazoa, Chordata, Aves, Strigiformes, Strigidae. Gene Ontology annotation, cellular component: mitochondrion. The record is from RefSeq and is a predicted model, not a curated record. Bases 340 to 2007 code for a protein of 555 amino acids. Gene Ontology annotation, molecular function: FAD binding; catalytic activity.
AUUGCUGCCUGCAGCAGGACAGGCCUGAGGCUGCCAGGCCCAGGAGCCGGGUUUGCCCCCACACACACACCUCUCCCCUGCCCCGAGGGGCGCGUGAGGCUGCCGUGUGCCGGCUGGGGUUUGGCGGGCGGUUGGUCUGAGGCGCUACGCGAAGGGUGUCCCCCCACCCCCGGGGUGGCGCCUGCCCGGGUGGCUGUCACACUGACAGGGGCCCGUUCCCGGCUCCUCGCAGGCUGGGAGAGUGCCUGAGCUGCUUCCGCCGGGAGGGGAAACCCCAGAGCCCGGGCGGCAGGGAGGGGAGCUCGCCCAUGAGCUAGGCCUCUGUUUUUCAGGGUGAUCAUGGGGAUUUCCUCUGCCGGCGCCCACUGCUCUGUGUGGAGUCGCUGGGCUCAGCUAAGAUGGCUGACGGGCUUCCACACGAGGAUCUUGGCACCGCAGAGUGUGACUUGUGCCCCGGGGGUGCUUCAGCAGAGGAAACCACCAGGGAUGCCCACGAGUGUGGUUUCCGGGCCGUGGGGUGUGAGGCCUCCGGGCAGGAGAGCGCUCCACGCAGCCUCCUCCGGCUUCCAGGAGGUCAUGCUGACCAGUGAGCGUUACAGAGUGCAGCGGCUGCCCUUCUCCCUUGUGUCCGACAGUGAUGUGGCUUUCUUUGAGCGCAUGAUGCCAGGUAGAGUCAUCACAAAUCCGGAGGAAUUGAAACCGUUUAAUGUGGACUGGCUUAAAUCAGUCCGAGGCUGUAGCAAGCUGAUGUUGAAGCCACAGACAACAGCAGAGGUGUCUCAGAUUCUCAGGUACUGCUAUGAGAGGAACUUGGCAGUGAACCCACAGGGGGGAAACACAGGCCUUGUUGGGGGCAGCGUUCCUGUCUUUGAUGAGAUCAUUCUCUCCACUGUUCUCAUGAACCGGAUCAUCAGCUUUGACAAGGUGUCUGGAAUCCUUGUGUGCCAAGCUGGCUGCAUCUUGGAGAAACUCAACGAGUACUUGGAGGACCAGGGGUUUAUCAUGCCACUUGACUUGGGAGCGAAAGGUAGCUGUCACAUCGGUGGCAAUGUGGCCACAAAUGCUGGAGGUUUACGGCUCUUGAGAUACGGCUCUCUGCGAGGGACAGUGCUAGGCCUGGAAGUGGUGCUGGGUGAUGGCUCAGCUCUGAAUUGCUUGGCAUCUCUGCGCAAAGAUAACACUGGCUAUGAUUUGAAGCAACUUUUCAUCGGAUCUGAGGGGACCUUGGGAGUUGUCACUGCUGUCUCCAUACUCUGUCCUCAGAAACCUAAGGCUGUGAAUCUGGCAUUCCUAGGGUGUCAGAGUUUUGCUAAGGUUCUGGAAACAUUUACAACCUGCAGAGCCAUGCUGGGAGAGAUCCUGUCUGCCUGUGAGUUCAUGGAUGAGAAGUGCAUGGAAUUGGUUGAGAGACAUCUCAAGCUGUCCAGCCCAGUGACAGGCAGCCCUUUUUACGUUUUAAUUGAAACUUCAGGCUCCAACUCGACCCAUGAUGAAGAAAAGUUGAACAACUUCCUAGAACAGGCCAUGACUUCUGGUUUGGUCACUGAUGGAACUGUGGCAACAGAUGAUAAGAAAAUAAAGGCACUGUGGAGCCUGCGGGAGAGAAUCACGGAGGCCCUCACUCAUGAUGGCUAUGUCUACAAAUACGACAUCUCUCUCCCUGUGGGAAAGCUGUAUGAUCUCGUGACUGAUACAAGGGCUCGCCUGGGCCAGAGUGCCAAAAAUGUGGUGGGCUACGGCCACUUGGGAGAUGGAAACUUGCACUUGAACAUCACAGCGGAGUCCUAUAGCCAUUCACUGCUGGGUGCCAUCGAGCCGUUUGUGUACGAGUGGACCACAAGAUACAACGGCAGUGUCAGUGCAGAGCACGGGCUGGGCUUCAAGAAGAAGCAGUUCAUUCAGUACAGCAAAGCCAGUGAGGCAGUCUUUCUAAUGCAGCGUUUCAAAGCCAUGUUAGACCCCAAAGGGAUCCUCAAUCCCUACAAGACACUGCCCUCUCGUUCCUGAGAGCAGCGCACACCCAGAACGAGCAGAUCCCAUCACGCGAGGAUGGCGUCUCUAGCUCAGUUACUGCACUUUAGCCAUAAACAAACUGCUGGAUCAAUCAAGCAUGUGGAAUGCUCCUUGUUUUAUUUUUUUAGUGUGAUGGAACAAGUAAAGGAACGUGGUUCCUCUUCUCAGGGGUGCCUGCUCUUUCUGAAGAAAUACUCAGUACUAGUUUUGAUGGUGCGAGUUUCCUAUUUAAUCUGAGGACUGAAAGCAAGCAUGCAGAUAUUAUGUGUGGAUAUUCCAGCUCUCUUUCCCCUUAGUUUGCUCUGAUUUUUCAGUGAAGUGACACCAGCCAGAGGAGACAUUUUUGUGCUUGGGGUGUGCAAGUGUAACAUCAGAGGCACAAAAGAAUCUGUUGAUGCUACACCACCAUCUCCAACUGAAAACGUUCCUCUUCCUCACUUGUUUUCAUCUGAUAUGCUUGUCGGAAAGUGCAUGGCAGCAUCAGGUCAUGACCUCUGUAGUGAUGCCACAUGCAGGCUGUCCCCACGGGCAUUGAUGUUGUCUCACAGCAUGCAGCUACAGGUUUGCAGUCCUGGAAGGACGGGCCCGAGGAGGUUCCCAGAGACCCAGCUCCUGGGUGGUAUCAGCUGGGGAGGAAAAGCCAGCAGCCAGGCUGAGGGAAGGGACAUCUGGCAGGUUCAGGCAUUAUUUCCUGCUUCCUUGUCUUCCAGUCUGUCCUUGACAGCAAGUCCUCGUUUGCUCUCACAGAGGGUGAGAGCCGUUACCUUAAUGAUUUACAGAGAUAUAUAAAAUCUGUAUCCCUGACAACCAGCAAACUGUAUUAGGCUGUAUGCAGAUGACAGUGAUGUUAAAAUCACCCAGAGCUUUUUCCACACUGUGCAUGUGCAAAAGACAAAGGCAGAAGACAUUUCUGUGCUAAUUUAUUUUCCUGAGGUGCCCCCUUACCCUGGCAGAGGUGGUUCUGAGGCUCCCUGGCCAGUGGGCAGGCUGGUACCUGCAUCCAGUGUCCUGCUUGAGUUAGUGAGGCCACAGAACGGUUCAGACAGACGUUACCCAAAAGCAGCUUGGAAGGUCUGGCAAUAGUCAAGAAAAUAAAGGAGUAGAAAAAUAAAAUCAGCUUGUCUGGCAUUCAGGAGGAUCCCUGAUUGCAAACGAUGCAUUAAAAAAUAUGCUUACUCAAGCAGGAGGGUGAGAGAAAGAAGAUGGUGGUGUAGGAAAGUACCAGAAGUCAGUGCAAAACCUAACAGAAGCUUAUUUUUAAAGUAGGCUGAUUUUACUCAUGUUCAUUCUCUGACCACUUCUUCAUGCCCUCUAACAUGUGUCACCUGUGCUGCAUGUCCAGGGACACUUGUAGGAGGAUAAGGAAUGUUUGGACACACCUUUUAUACCUCUUAGGAAUCACUGAUCAUUAUGGAAGGAUCCUUUUGACUUGGGAUCUUGCCUGAUCCUCCACAAAUCCCAGGCAGUGUCUCUGUUGCCUCAGUUUGAGUAUUUUUUUAAUUAAAGAUUUUAGCAAGGCUUUUGAUGCUGUCCAUCACAGCAUCCUUCUGGACAAGUUGUCUUGCUGUGUGCUGAGCAGGUUCAUGAUGUGCUAGGUGAAAAACUGAAGGGCAGAGCUCACAGGGUUGUGGUGAACAGGGCUACGGCUGGCUGGUGACCGGUCACCAGCAGUGUGCCUCGGGGCCCAGUCCUGGGGCCGGUGCUGUGCAGUGUUUUUAUCAGUGAACUGGGUGCAGGAGUUGAAUGCUCCCUUAGCAGUUUUGCUCAUGAUACCAACUGGGAGGUGCUGUUGACUCUCUGGAGGAACAAGAGGCCUUGCAGAGGGAUCUAGACAGGCCGGCACAACGGGCAAUCCACAGCGUGAAAUUUAACACGUCCACAUGCUGGAUUCUGCGCCUGGGACAGAGUAACACUGGGCACGGAUAA